Messenger RNA from Rhopilema esculentum, 1520 nucleotides. Lineage: Eukaryota; Metazoa; Cnidaria; Scyphozoa; Rhizostomeae; Rhizostomatidae. The record is from RefSeq and is a predicted model, not a curated record.
UAAGGGCUACUGAGACCGUUGCAAAGGAGAACAAUAGCAGAGACAGAAGCACCGAGAAUAAGGCAGCAGGAAGUCGAUCAAAGAGCAAAAGGAGCAGCACGGUGGAGAGUACUUCAGAAGAAUCGAAAAAGAAGCGAAAAGAUGAAAAUAAAGAGACGAAAAAGAAGCAAAAAGAAGAUUCUGGUAAACAGCACGAAAAGAUCAAAAGAAAUAUAUCAAGGAAAAGGAAAGAUAUGUAUGAAAUCAAGGAUAUGAAUAAUAAUGAAAUGAAUAGUUUGGAAAAAAGUUCGAUAGAUGAUGAUUCGAAUGUUGAAGACAAUGAGGCUCGGGAUGACGCAAAGAUUUCAAAAACUGAUAAUGCAUCAAUUGAAAUUAAGAAGAAUUUGAAAGGCACUGUGAAGCCUGGAAAGAAGUCUAUAUUUGCUGUGCCAAGGAAGAAAUCUUCAAACCAGGAGAAUAAAGAUAGAAAUCUCGAGUCUAUUUCGUCACCCCUGAAAAGGAAGCAAAAUCCUUGCAAAAAUGGUUGGGAUAGCAUUAAUGAAUUGGCUGAAGAUGGUAAAGAAAAAGCGAGAAAAAUGAAGUACCGCGGUACCCAGUGUAUGACAGCUAUGGCUGAUGAAUCAAGUGAAGUUGAUGAUCUGGAUAUAGAUACAACGUUUAAAACUAACACAAAAAAAUCAUUAGUAGCAACUUCAAAAUCUGCAUCAAAAAAUAAAGCAAAAAAUGCAAAGAAAGGUGAAGAUAUUGCUGUUUCCUGUGGCAUAGGAAAGGCGUCUAACCAACAAUGCUCACAAGGGACAGAGACAUCUUCCCAAGACAUUAUCUCACUUCAAGAAGCAACUGACAUCAUUAGCGAGGCCUUCCUAAACGCAUCAAGCCUUUCAAAUGCAGUAGACCAGCAUGUUGAUGAAGGCAUCAUGCCGUCAAAUAGAAGGAAGAAGGGCACAUUCAUGCAAAUAAGCCCACUUAUACCAGACAAUGCAGACGAAGAUCUGAGACUGUCACCUAUCCUCAAAAGCACGUAUCAAGACACCUAUUCGCAGAAGGUUGCUUCCAAUUUCAGUCAUAAUAUGAUGGACAGUGUCGUGCCUGUCAAUCACAAAUAUGCAGAUGAAAGCGAUGAUUCGCCUGAGUUUUGAAGGUGUUCAACGCAGACUUUUAAUGUGAGAAAGAGGCAAGUAUACUAAAUACAAAUUAAUAGAAUGCUACCUUGUUUGGAUACACUGGUAAUCUGCCAGUGAGUCACUGCUUGCAGCUAAAACUGUAAUUUCUAGUUCUGAUACUAGAUGAACCAAAUAGCGCCCCAUUCAAUCUUGUAAAAAGUCAAGAUAAUGUCUAACCCUCCUGCGUUCAAGCGCAUCAUAAUUGUCUCUUUAAACAAUAUCCUGAUGGUCAUUAAAACCAUUUCGUUAGUUGGCUCACGCGGCUGUUCAAAGUAGCCAUAAAAUAUACUGUUACUAGUUACACUUUUCAGGGACGUAAAGUUUUCGCACAAUAGUUGUGGUAGAAAUUGAUAAUGU